AUGCUCACCACAAAUGAUAAGCGCUGUUGGCGAUGCGGUGAAGCAUCGGAGACUUUACCCCAUGUGCUCUGUCACUGCGGUACCCAUUCCGCCGCAAUACAGCUGAGGCACAACGCUGUCCUGCACCGCAUCUGGAAGGCCACUCGCCUUCCAAGAAUAGUGCGGGUUAACCAGCAGGUGGAGGGCGUCAGCGGCAAUUUGGCGGCGCUACGACCUGACCUCGUGGUCAAGCACGAGCCCUCCAAAAGUGUCGUCAUAUGCGACGUCACGGUACCCUUUGAGAAUGGAUGGAUUCCGUUCGAAGAAGCCACGGCGAAGAAACUCGAAAAAUACAACGCCCUGGCGGAAGAAUUACAACGACAGGGAUAUCGUGUCGUCGUGACGGCCUUCGUCGUCGGCGCCCUCGGCUCGUGGGAUCCGAGAAAUGAGGCGGUGUUAAGACUGCUGAUGGUUACGGCCCAAUACGCGUCAAUGAUACGACGUCUGAUCGUCUCGGAUAUCAUUCGCUAG
Trachymyrmex cornetzi is the source of this 510-nucleotide messenger RNA. RefSeq lists its product as uncharacterized. The coding region runs from base 1 to 510 and encodes 169 amino acids. NCBI's taxonomy places the organism in Eukaryota, Metazoa, Arthropoda, Insecta, Hymenoptera, Formicidae. The transcript is spliced from 2 exons. The record is from RefSeq and is a predicted model, not a curated record.